CGGUGUAUACUUUGGUUUAAGCCCGCGCUGUUCGAGUUUCCUCACCCAGUACCCACGGGUUUUAAGGUUUGUCGUUGCAGAAACGCUUUCUUUCGCUUUGUCUGGUGUGGGAACAUGAUUCGCUCAAAAGAAGUGGACACUCUCAAGCAUGGACUGCGGGAUGCUUUGAAAAUGUUAGAAAGUACACCAUUGUUCGAGCAAUGUGAAGAAUCGUAUAUGAAAGCUAUUAAAGAAGCAGAAAAGUUGGACGUGCAGAGUUGCUUCAGAAGGACCACGAUUGUAUCAUACAAAGAUUUGCUGACACCAAAUUCUACUGGCCUUCGCCUGGAGAAGCUAAUGAAGCAAUAUGAAGAAGCUUAUUUAUUUAGAUGUGCCAGUUCAGAAGCUGUUGGAUCCAAUGCGGAUACCAUUGCUAAACUUCGCGCCCGCCACCCAGAAGCAGUGGAAUCGGAUGAACCUCAAGCUACAUCAUCGAACGCAGAAACCGAGGAAGAAAUGAGAGUGGUCGAGGUAGUCCGAAAGUUACGAGAUCCACUUGGAGGUGGGCAAAUCAAAGAUCCGGUCAAGAGCAAACACUGCGGUCACGUAUACGACCGCAAAACACUUCAAGAGUACAUUGACGGUAGCAAAGCUCGCCGAGCGAUGUUCUAUCAGUGCCCUCGCUUGUGCACUUAA
Messenger RNA from Ostertagia ostertagi, 675 nucleotides. NCBI's taxonomy places the organism in Eukaryota, Metazoa, Nematoda, Chromadorea, Rhabditida, Trichostrongylidae. The record is from the annotation of a GenBank genome assembly.